This is a messenger RNA of Lineus longissimus, 2014 nucleotides long. RefSeq names its product doublesex- and mab-3-related transcription factor 2-like. Gene Ontology annotation, biological process: regulation of transcription by RNA polymerase II; sex differentiation. The record is from RefSeq and is a predicted model, not a curated record. Gene Ontology annotation, molecular function: protein binding; DNA-binding transcription factor activity, RNA polymerase II-specific; RNA polymerase II cis-regulatory region sequence-specific DNA binding. NCBI's taxonomy places the organism in Eukaryota, Metazoa, Nemertea, Pilidiophora, Heteronemertea, Lineidae. The coding region runs from base 281 to 1405 and encodes 374 amino acids. Gene Ontology annotation, cellular component: nucleus. The transcript is spliced from 4 exons.
ACUUCGCGAUGAGUAGUUUGCUGAAAUGAUGAUCUGUUUGACAAAGUUUAUAAGAAGUAAUGAAGGAGAUGUGAGAAACACUUUAUGAGCCGUGAUUCUUUCGGCGCGAGCAGACGUUCAUGAGCUCCUGUCAUUCCGUGCAACUAACGCUGGAAUAGGUUUAUUCUAUCAGCUGUAUAGGCAGACAUCACAGUUAUCUACGGGACGCUGGACAAUUUUUGUUGAAAAGUGCAGAUAAAAGUACUGUUUGAGGGACUAGAAAGCCCAUACACAGCAGACCAUGGGAAAAACCAAGGCGACCAGGCGGCUGUUGCGGACGCCGAAAUGUGCCAGAUGUCGCAACCAUGGUGUAGUCUCCUGUUUAAAGGGCCAUAAACGAUACUGUAGAUGGCGUGACUGUCAAUGCGCCAACUGCCUCCUGGUGGUGGAGAGGCAGAGGGUCAUGGCCGCACAAGUGGCGCUCAGGAGGCACCAAGCCAAUGAGACGUCAUCUCAAACUGGCAAGGCCAAGGCAAAGAAUGCAGCUGCUUUACUUCAACAGCGGAAGAUCCUUCAGAGAAACUUACGUCACCUUCAGCAGCACACACUUUCAAGGGAGAUAUUACAAAAUUACCGAUCACGUGUGAACGCCCUUCCGCCAGCAGACGCCAUCAGGAACAUGUUCCCCUUCAUGAACGAACGCAUGCGGAAACGACGUUGCUUUGCAGACAAGGAACUGGAAGCGGUGAUGAUUGAGAGAGAAAGACAAGUGGAAAUACAAAAACAAAACGCCAAAGCUUCUGAAAAUCGUAACGGUGCCACGCAGAGUCAAACCACAGGAACGUUACAAGCUGCUUUGUCGCAUUCUAACCCACGGGAAGUCUUACAGAGGUUGUUCCCGGCCCUUAAUCCAAACGUGAUGGAGUUGGUCUUCCAAGGGUGUGGCGGAAAUCUUUCAAAGGCGGUCGAACACUUGUCGCGGAGUGCGUGGCAGGUACAGAACCCGUACGCUUACGCCAUGACGGGCCAGAUGUUGUUACCACACACUGUCGGCUGCUACAAACUUCCUCAGCCGAUCAUUGCUGCUUUCGGACCCGCAAUUUCUGCUGCGCAGGCGCGCUUACAGUUGUUUGGGGCGGGGCAAAAUGGACAAGGGGACGAAAAAUCAGAAAAUUCGAGAAAGGACAGAUGUGAUGACGAACAGGUGGUGGUUAACUUGGUGAAAGGAAGACUGGACAGUGGACAUAAAUCUGCGUUUCACCCAACGAAACGCCGAACUGGUACUGCCAAAUCUGCAGAUAUUGAAACAGAACUAGUCAUAGAUGAUGACGAGAUGGAAUCAAUUUCGAUCGCGAGUGCCUCCCCCGUUUCAAAACCCAAUAAACCUGUGAUUAAGUUUUCAGUUGCGUCUAUCAUCGCGAAAUGAACAGAGUGGAUAGACAGUGGAUAAGACUAAUCGAAUUAGAGAUUUUUUGUGGUCAUAACGUUGCAGGCAGUUUAUAACGAUCUGAUCAAACAUUUAACUGUAUGAAAGGAAAUGGUGUUAUCGUUGGCGUUAACGGCAAUGACGCGGUUCUCUUAACUUUUGAGGUUUACCAUGACGACGGACCAGAGACACUUAUAUAGCUCUCAUUCGGACCUGGAGAGGACUGCCUUAAGACACUUUUACAGCAACUCAAGUCCGACCAGGGAUAACUGACUGUUUUGGGGGCAAGACCAGAGGGCAACAUCAAGCACCAUCAUGACAUAAUGAAGAUCUCGCCACAUUACAUGGUCAGGCACUGCAUUUCCCCAAAGAUGGGCAAAUGGACAACAGCGUCUUCUUUAUGCUGGUUACCAAAAGCUUUGUAAAGAACUCAAGAAAAGUUUUAAAUGCCUUUGUGCAUUCGAUGCAUUUUAUUAAAUUGCAACCAUAGUCAUGCAGUGUAACUUAUUAUAACAUUACAAAUGAUCACGAUCGAGAACAACGUAUCAGUCACACGCAAUGUGGUAAUGGAAUGACACAUAAUACAUGUACCUUGGAACUGCAGAAAAA